UGCUCAGGAGUUAUUACAAAGCAAUUUUGCUUGGUGAAAGAAGCACUUAACUAUGGAGCAAACCGAUGUGAUGAAACCAGAAACUCUUGAUGAUCUUAUUCAUGUGCUGCAUAAAAUCUUUGAAAGUGACAAUAUAAAUGUUGAGGAGGUGCAAGCCAUAAUGGAAGCUUACGAGAGCAACCCCCAAGAAUGGAUGAGAUUUGCUAAAUUUGACCAGUUCAGAUACACCAGGAACCUGGUGGAUGAAGGAAACGGGAAGUUCAAUCUCAUAAUACUCUGUUGGGGAGAGGGCCACGGCAGUAGUAUCCAUGACCACACAAACUCCCACUGUUUCAUGAAGAUGCUGCAAGGCAAACUGAAGGAGACGAGGUUCGAAUGGCCCAAUGAUAAAACACGUGGCGAUAUGGUUCAGACAUCUGAGAAAAUUCUGGAAGAUAACAUGUGUGCCUACAUCAAUGAUUCCAUGGGGCUGCACCGAGUAGAGAACCCCAGUCACACAGAAGGUUCUGUCAGUUUGCACCUGUAUAGCCCCCCCUUUGACUUCUGCCAAACCUUUGACCAGCGCACGGGACACAAGAACACUGUCAAGAUGACGUUCUGGAGCAAGUUUGGAGAGAGGACUCCAUUUGAAACCAAAGUCUCACAAGAAAACAACUGAGCCACUGAAUGAGAUGGUUGCAUUUGAAUCUGUAAAUGCAGGCAACAAAGAAGCAAAAUGCAGACCUACAUCUAAACAAGCCUUUUAUGUUGGAGUGGACAGUUCAAAAGGACAUGUGGGUAAUUCGAAUGGCUUUAUCGGUGCCCAGUGUGAGCUGGGCAAAUAAUGAUGAGCGCAGGAUGAAUGCAUGAAUAGGUUUAGCCAUGUAUUGAAACUGGCCUUUGUUAGUUAGGCCAGAGGAGACCCCUUCUCAAUAACAGCAUUCCUAUGUGGCUAUGAGCUGUGCAACCAUAUUCUAUUUUUUAUUUUAUUUUUUACUGUUACGGCUGAUAGUUAGUUGUAUGUUUGAGUGGAAAUGGGUUGUCUAUUGAAUCACGAAAGCAUUGUUUGAUCUACAGUUUUACAGUUAAUUGAGCACUUUUACUGUGUUGAUUUCUGCAUAGAAUCGUCAUAACAAAUAGUGAUGUAACAUGAGAUUAUUUCUACUGUCAAAUUAGACCAGACUUUUGCCUUUUUCGAAGGUAAAGCUUUAUAGAUGUAUUGUUUGAAAAUGCAACAUUUGUCAUGUAUGUAUUUGCAGGGUGUUCUGUCUUUCGGCAUGAGAAAGGGUGUUAAUUGUCAUAAGCAAUUGUACUGUCCCUCCUGAAUGUUUCAUUGUUUUCAACCUAAUAUUAGAAGAUCUGUCAAGGAGAGCCUGGACAUGUGGGGUGGAGUUGUGAUUGUUGUUCUCACUGAUAACCAGCUGAAUCGGUCAAGCUUUUCUGUGUUUUUCACGUGGGUCGUGUCCUCCACACGUUACAGGGUUGUAAUAUAAUAUUUUCAGAUGAACAAGGCUCUCUUCUCCUCAGGAUUUUGGCUGUUGUUUUAACUGUAGAUGUGUUUUUCAAGUUGAUGGUUUGCAAUGUAGUGCCCACAAUAGCGUUGUUAGUAAAAACAUGAGAUUACACAAGAUUUUGUAAAAGAUAAGCCUUGCUUUGACUGUCCACUAUUAAAUAUAAUAUUUGUCAAAA
Molecule: messenger RNA, 1668 nt
Organism: Esox lucius (northern pike)
Lineage: Eukaryota; Metazoa; Chordata; Actinopteri; Esociformes; Esocidae
Gene: cdo1
Product: cysteine dioxygenase, type I
Biological process (GO): L-cysteine catabolic process
Molecular function (GO): ferrous iron binding; cysteine dioxygenase activity
Source: RefSeq, a predicted model, not a curated record